UCAGCCUGCUCGCUCAGUCGCCAUGGGAACCAAAUUCUUCAGGGCUGGGAACAGAUGCGCCUUUGGCCUUUUCACUCCCACUAGUGCUCCGUGGAAGGGGGCCUUUACCUCCCGAGUCAGGACCCUGGAGACCCGUGCUCAGCUCCUCCUUCCCGCUCCCCAUGGUGGACUCCUUGUCCCUCCAGCCCGGGGCCAGUCUUCGGAAGCUGCAGUCUCCUGGCGGGGCAGGCAGGGCCCUAUAGUCUCUAUGGGUGGUGGACAAGGAGGUGGAGCUGACAGUCUCGGUGUCUCCAUUCUCCCAGGAUGCUUGCCCUUUCCUGGACAGGACUCCUAAGCAGUGCUACCUUGCCAGUCCGGCCCCACCAGCUGGGGAGGCGGUUGACCUCAUCUUAAAGAUUGGGAGAUGGAGGUCCCUGCUGGGCACUGAUCUGAGGGGGCGGGAGUCGUGUGGGGUUCCCCCCACCUCUCUGUGAGUCACUGCCCUAUGUGGGCUGCUGCUCUGACUCCCUGGGAUGAGUGAGGGGGCAGGUACUGGGAGCUGGAGCUGAGCAGCGCCCCUCCCCUAGGGACCUUCUCACCUCAAAAUGCAGCCCACAGCCACCAUGGCCAUGACUGCCACCGCCGCCACCACGGCCACCCUGACCACGACGUGGGACAAUACCACAGGCCGCCCCACUGCGGAGCCUGACCCCGUCUUGGACAACUAUAUGCUGGUGGUGGUGGUGAUGUCGCUCUUUGUUGGGGGAACCCUCGUGGUGCUGUCUGGUGUGUUGCUCCUGUGCAGGCGCUGCUGGGAAGUCCACCAGGGCUUCAACAGAGCCACGGAGGAGGCAGAGAAGACAACCACCACCUACCUGGACACCAGCACCCACCCAGUCCAAGACCCUGAAUUGAGGGGGGAGGACCUCGAGGGCCAGGAUGCAGAGACCGAGCGCUUCCUGUCCACCAGCUCUACCGGCCGCCGCGUGUCCUUCAAUGAGGCAGCCCUGUUUGAGCAGAGCCGGAAGGCGCAGGACAAGGGCCGAAGGUAUACCCUGACAGAAGGGGACUUCCACCACCUGAAGAAUGCUCGCCUCACCCACCUGCACCUGCCGCCCCUCAAGAUUGUCACCAUCCAUGAGUGUGACUCCAGCGAAGCCAGUGCCACCGCCAUGCCUCACCCCUCAGUGCCUCCCAAGGCCAGCCUGGCCAUAUUCCAGCUGGAUGCGGCUGCCAGGAGCACCAAGCCUGGUGGGCUGGGGGCCUCUGCGGGGCCCCGGGAGGCAGGCCCAGGCUCUGGGGCAGGCCCAGUCCUGCAGUUCUUCACCCGCCUGAGGCGCCAUGCCAGUUUGGAUGGGGCCAGCCCCUACUUCAAGGUCAAGAAAUGGAAGCUGGAGCCCAGCCAGCGGGCAUCAAGUCUGGACACAAGAGGCUCCCCCAAGCGGCAUCACUUCCAGCGACAGCGAGCAGCCAGCGAGAGCAUGGAGCAGGAGGAGGGGGACACCCCUCACACGGACUUCAUCCAGUACAUUGCCAGCACAGGCGCUGCUCUGGCCUUCCCGCCCCCCUGCCCCUUUCUGGCCAGCCCCACCAGCCCGUCCCCCGCUCUCGGCAGGCUAGAGGUGGAGGAGGAGGAGGCAGGCGCCGCGGGAGGAGUGAACCCCGAGCCCCCCUGGGAGCGCAGCAUAGGUGGUGCGGGGCCUGACCAGCAGCAGGAGUCAGACAGUGAGCGGGAUGCGGGGCUGGAGCACACCCAGACCAUCUACCGCGACAUCUGGAGCCUCCGUGCCUCACUUGAGCUGCACGCGGCCACCGCCUCAGACCACAGCAGCAAUGACCGCGACUCGGUGCGCAGCGGCGACAGCUCUGGCUCAGGGGGCACAGCGCCCGCCUUCCCACCGCCCUCACCGCCACCCACGCUGCGGCCCUCGGACAGUGAGGUGGGAGGGCCGCGCAAGCUGCUGCAGAUGGACAGUGGCUAUGCCAGCAUCGAGGGGCGCAGCACGGGCGACGAUGGGCCUCCCGGUGGGCCCGAGAAGCACGCCUCCUUCUCUAGUGUGGGCCACACAACCACCGUGGGGGGCAGCUUUGAUGGGACACCAGCGGAGGAGUUCCCCUGGCCGCGCAGCCCGCGCGCCUGGCCCCGCCGCACACCACGACGGGACUACAGUGUGGAUGAGAAGACUGAUGCGCUCUUCCAUGAGUUCCUGCGCCACGACCCACACUUUGACGACGCCCCGCCCAGCACUGCACGCCAUCGAGCUCGUGCGCACCCACACACCCACAUGCGCAAGCAGUGGCAGCAGCGCGGCCGGCAGCACAGUGACCCCGGCGGCGAGCGCACUGCGCCUUCUGCACCGCCUGGGCCGGAACCCCGCCCCGCGCGCGCGCCUCUGCGCCGUGGGGACAGCGUCGACUGCCCAACCGACAGCCGUACAGGUGAAGACCCAGCCGGCCCUCCAGCGCCCACCAUCCCUGCCAUCGAAGAGGAGCCUGGCGGCGGGUGCCCAGGAUCAGGCCUGUGUGCCCGACCCUCAGGGGCACUGCUGGACAAGCUGGCAACUGGCCUCGAGGACAGACUCUUAUUGCCACACCUCACCCAGCCCAUUGCCGCAGCCCCCACGCUGGCCACUGCCACCGCAGCACCCACGUCCCCGGACCAUAGUCCAGCCUAAGCCCCUUGCCCCAUUCUCCAUUUCCUGUUGCGUGCACAAGGCCUCUACAGCCAGUCCUACCAGUGGCGUGAGGACCUGAUGCGUGUGCGCUGAGACCACGGGUUCUAAGGCACAAGCGUACUGCCCGUGGCUCCACGCUGCCGCAGUGCGCCUGUGCACAGCUCUCUCCAGUCACUAAGCUGGUUCCCGAGUCAUACCAAGGCACAAGCACCCUGGCUUAUCUGGAGGGAGCCAGGUGUAUUCUAAUCUGUGCUCCUGAGGAACAUUCACACGUCCUUACCCCAGUAUAGCCUCUGGAUGGUGGUAGGGCUUUCGUUGGAAGGAUAGGUCUUACCUGCAUCCAAGAGGGACAGUGCAGCUGGACUGUGUAAGGCGCAUGUGCAGAGCGCCCCUCCCAGGGCCAACUGAGCUUCUAGGCAUAUUUGGUGUGCAGUUGCAGAGUCCAUGCCAGGGCGCAUGCGUCAAGCCCGCUGGAACAUGGACUUCAGGUUGCUGAGGAUGGGUGAAGAGUGCACUGGCAUGGCUGCCAAUUCCCCAAAGCCGUUACCUCACUGGGGCGUGUGUUCCGAGUUCACUGCAGUCCAAGCCUCCUCCAAGCAAUAACCACGCCCACCGCUGCUGCUGCCCCAGCCCUGGAAGACUCCUCUCUCUGCCCUCCUCUGGGGUCUGCAACUGCCCUCCCCAUGUGAGUGGCCUGCCAGCCCCACAGCCACACAUCCAAAGAGCCCCAAGACUCAUUAGUGUUUUGAGACUUACACAAAACCCAAUCGGCCAAGAUUUCAAGUUUCCCAAGCUUUAUUUAUUGCCAAAAGAUGGGGCAGCUGAGCCACCCCGCCCCAUCCCUCAAAGCUUCCUGCAGUCUGUGUACCAUACAGUGAUGGAAUUUCUUGUUGUUUUAAUGGUUGAUUAUAAAUAUUUACUGCAUA
Molecule: messenger RNA, 3580 nt
Organism: Myotis lucifugus (little brown bat)
Lineage: Eukaryota; Metazoa; Chordata; Mammalia; Chiroptera; Vespertilionidae
Gene: CBARP
Product: CACN beta subunit associated regulatory protein
Exons: 8
Coding region: 585-2654 (689 amino acids)
Biological process (GO): negative regulation of voltage-gated calcium channel activity; negative regulation of calcium ion-dependent exocytosis
Cellular component (GO): plasma membrane; secretory granule
Molecular function (GO): transmembrane transporter binding
Source: RefSeq, a predicted model, not a curated record